Messenger RNA from Paraglomus brasilianum, 1517 nucleotides. The record is from the annotation of a GenBank genome assembly. Lineage: Eukaryota; Fungi; Glomeromycota; Glomeromycetes; Paraglomerales; Paraglomeraceae.
AAGAUACCAAAGACGAUAAUCAUACCCAGACAGCAGACGCUGCGGUGGCCUUAACUCAACCGAACCUAGACUCGUCCGACGGCAGGAUCCGCGAGACAGACAAUGCUCUUACCACUACUAAUACUACCAACUCCGCCAGUUCCUCUCCUUCUCUGACCACACCACCUCAAACUGUCACUUCUCCGACAGACUCUCCGCCGCCAUCCUUUGAGUCUUUUCAAACGCUGUCACAGCCAUACCCAAAUUCUACUUCCUCGAUUUCUAAUAAUGGUGAAUCCUCCCUCCGCAACAGUAUUGUUGCGACAGGAGAUAAGCUUUCUACCUGGUUUACUUCCCUCUGGGCAAAUUCACUGCCCGAAGACGAAGAACAAUCAGAAGACGACGCUGAUUUUGCUAGAUUCAGACGCGGACUGAUGGAAAGCUUCGAGAAAGAAUCCCUCAUAUCCGACUCUAAAGGCACUCAGGACAAUUUAAUAUAUCUCAUGGGUUUGAGCUAUGAAGGAUUGAAACGAUCCUCUCAUGAAAUCAACCGUUCGUUUGAAACUUCUAGUUACUAUUUCUCGACUCCCGGAACGUUCCCACAAUUGCCUUUGCAGCAGCAGCAAGUUGUCGCGGUAUCACAAUAUCCACAAGAAUUUGUUAGUGAUUUUACGUCGAGAAUUUGGUGUACUUAUCGACAUUCAUAUGCGCCGAUUAAGCCAACUAAUUUUACUACGGAUCAAGGGUGGGGCUGUAUGUUGAGAACCACGCAGUCUUUAUUGGCUAAUGCUUUGCUCGUGCAAAAUUUGGGACGAGAUUGGCGAAGAGUACGUAAGGGCGAAAAUACAUGGGAUGUAUAUGCAAGGGUUCUCACAUGGUUUAUCGACGACAUGUCUUCUCGCUGUCCGUUUUCAGUUCAUCGUAUCGCCUUACUUGGAAAGCAACUAGGAAAGAACAUUGGUGAAUGGUUUGGCCCUUCUACCGCUUCGCAAGCCUUGAAAGCCCUUGUAGAGAAUUUCUCGGAUGCUAACAUGAGUGUGUAUGUAGCUACUGAAGGCGUCGUGUACAAGAAUGAAGUAUACAAGGAGGCACUGAGAAAUAGCGAAGAAAAUUUUCGGUCUGUUUUAAUCCUUGUUGCGAUACGUUUAGGAAUAAGUAGUUUGAAUCCAGUAUACUAUGAGGGAGUUAAGGCAUGUUUGAGAUUUCCUGAAAGCGUCGGGAUAGCUGGCGGCAAACCAUCGUCUUCUUAUUACUUUAUUGGCGUUGAAGGUGAUGAUUUGUUCUAUCUCGAUCCUCAUUAUUCUCGGCCUGCCAUAGAACUUAAGAAUAUCGAGGACUACACAGAAGAAGAAUUAGCUACAUUCCACUGUGAUACGUUACGCAAGAUUCCUAUAUCACAAUUAGACCCUUCGAUGCUUCUUGGCUUUUAUUGUCGCACAAUUGAAGACUUUGGCAAUUUCUGUGAGCGGAUAAAUGAGAUAGGGAAAGACCAAAGGGCUAUCUUUACAGUUGCUGAUGAAGCACCUGUUUAUUCGGAA